AUGAUCGAGGACAAAGGCCACCGCGUUACAGAUUACUUUGUGGUGGCCGGACUCACAGACAAGUCCACUCCGCUAGAGCAGGACCUGUCCGAGGCCAAGUCCACCGGACCCAAAGCUCCCAUCACUGACCUGGCUGUGAUCAACCGCUCUGCAGGAGAGACAGUCCCUGAAGGCUUCACUUGCAUUGACGUCACUCACAGCGGUCAGCCGGCGAACCUGAACCAUGGCAGCCUCAAGAGUCCGGAACUGUUCCUCUGCUACAAGAGGGGCAGAGGGAAGCCCCCCCUCAUCGACAUUGGGGUGCUCUACGAAGGCAAAGAGCGGCUGAUCCAGGGCUGCGAGGUCAUCCAGGCCACACCGUACGGACGCUGCGCUAACGUGAACAACAGCUCGGCCACGUCGCAGCGGAUCUUCAUCACAUUCCGGCGCGCGCCUCCCGUGCAACCCCAGAACUCCCUCGCAGUCACCGACAUCUGCAUCAUCGUCACCAGCAAAGGGGAGACGCCACCGCACACCUUCUGCAAAGUGGACAAGAACCUCAACUGUGGCAUGUGGGGCUCCAGCGUGUUCCUGUGUUACAAGAAGUCGGUGUCUUCAGCCAAUUUAAUCAGCUUUAAAGCCGGCCUGAUCUUUCGCUACCCUGAGGAGGACUACGAAUCGUUUCCUUUGUCGGAGUCGGUCCCUCUGUUCUGUUUGCCCAUGGGCGCAAAGAUCGAGUGUUGGGCUCCAAACACUCGAGACCCCCUCCCGGUUUUCUCCACUUUUGUUUUAACCAAUUCCUCUGGUGAAAAGGUGUACGGAGCAGCCAUCCAGUUCUACGAGCCGUACCCCGUGGAGUCGCUGAGUGAGAAGCAGAAGAUCCAGCUGGGCCUCCUCACCACCGUGGAGAAGAAGGUGAUCCCCAACCGAGCGGUCAACACCAACAAGUGCAUCUGCCUCCUGUCACGAUGGCCCUUCUUCAAGUCCUUCCGCAAAUUCCUCAUGUUCCUCUACAAGCUGUCUGUGUCGGGCCCCCACCCUCUGCCCAUAGAAAAGCACAUUUCUCACUUUAUGAACAACGUAUCCUUCCCUUCGCCACAGAGACCACGGAUUCUAGUUCAGCUGUCUGCCCACGACACGCUCAUCCUCUCUCAGCCCGUGUCCACUCCUCUCCCACUCAGCGGGGCGGACUACAGUACUCUGCUGAUGAAUCUCGGGGCUGAGAAUUGUGCCACACUGUUGCACUUUAUUUUACUGGAGAAUAAGAUCCUGCUUCACUCCCUGCGGCCCGACGUGCUCACCGGGAUUGCGGAGGCUGUGGUGGCUAUUCUUUUCCCGUUCCAAUGGCAGUGCCCCUACAUCCCUCUCUGUCCUCUCUCGCUCGCCGGGGUCCUGAACGCUCCGUUGCCUUUCAUCGUGGGCGUCGAUUCUCGCUACUUCGACCUUUACGAUCCGCCUCCUGACGUCGUGUGCGUGGACCUGGACACCAACACCAUCUACUUGUCUGAUGAGAAGCGGCACAGCAACUGGAAAAACCUCCCCAAGAAGCCGGGCAAGACCCUGGUCAACUCACUGAGCAACUUGCACCACCAGCUGGCCACAGUGUCCAUGCGGCAGACCGCUCAGGAGGACUCCGCGGUGGACAUGACGCCCAUCGAGGCAGACUUCACAUGGUACAAGAAGAAGACCGCUCUGGAGAUGGAGAUCCAGGAGACCUUUCUGCGAUUCAUGGCCACCAUUUUGAAAGGCUAUCGUUCCUACCUCAAGCCCAUCACCACCGCGCCGUCCGAAAAGGCCACGGCCGCAGACUCUCUCUACGACUUGCAAGGUUUCUUAAAAAGUCGGGACCGCGCCCACCAGAAGUUCUACUCCCAGCUCACCAAGACCCAGAUCUUCAUCCGCUUCGUCGAAGAGUGCACCUUCGUCAGCGACAAGGACACGGGACUGGCCUUCUUUGAUGACUGUGUAGAAAAGCUUUUUCCUUCUGAUAAAAUCACCGACAAAGGCACUAAGGUGGAAGCGGAGUCCUCUGAAGACACCAAGUUGCUGGAGUUGGACGAGUCUCAGAAAAGUGAGCACACGGUGUUUGUGAUGCCUCCAGAACCUCCAGUAGAAGACGGAUCUGAACCAGCUCAAAGAUACACGUACAAAGGGUUUCCCAGGUUAAAUAUGGGCCUUUUUGACUGUCCCAGAGACCUGCGGCCGGCACUCAGCACUAGAGCGGCAGGGGCCAGUCUGUCCAGCAGCCCCGCUCUCCUGGCCAAGAGGACCAAACAGGAGAUUAAACUGGCCUAUAAAAUGGCAAAGCGCUUCCACUCAAACCCUCCUCUGUGGGCGCGCUGCCUGUUCAGCCACUGCUACAGCCUCUGGUUCAUCUGUCUCCCGGCUGCCGUCCGUCUGGCCAAGUCCAAGAGCCGAGCCAUGCACCAGGCCUACUCUGUCCUCCUGAAGAUGAGGACCACCGAGGUCGAGAUGCUGGACGAGGUGUGUUACAGAGUGGUGAUGCAGCUGUGUGGGGUGUGGGGCCUCCCUGUGAUGGCGGUGCGUGUUCUGGUGGAAAUGAAGAAGGCCGGAGUUCACCCCAAUGCCAUCACUUACGGAUACUACAACAAGGCUGUUUUGGAAAGCCCAUGGCCGAGCAGAAACCGCAGCGGUCAGUUUAUGUGGACAAAACUCCGGAACGUGCUCAGAGGAGUCGCUCAGUUCAAACACUCUGUCGACCAAACCUCAUCCAAAGGAGAGACGAGUCUCAGCACAGCAGCUGUACGUAACUCCACAGGGAACGAGGCGGACCGCUUGAGCCACGACAGCGCCGACAGCUCCAACGACGUCAACGGAGUGGACAAUGUUUUUGCACAUCGUUUCGAAAACGCAACUGACAGCCACUGUAACACAGGUCAACACUCUGAUCAAGGUUACGGCUCCAAAGACGAGUUACAUCAAGAGGCCUUAAACGCUGCUGCUGCCGAAGAAAGAAGCCAAGACGGUUCUCAACGCACUGGAGACAUAGCCGGCUCCAUAGACAGCGCAGUAGUCAACGAUCCUCCCAAAGAUGUGAACUCACCAGCAGCGAGUAUUGUCCGACUGUCGACCGGGAGCUACGACGGCGGAAGAGAAACCGGAAAACUGUUCAGGCGGCACAGUAAGUCCGACAACAUCUCUCUCCCUGAAGACAAUUCCACUGAAGCACAAACACAGAAGCAGAGGCAGAAGUCCUUCUCGGAGCGCAGCUGCAGCUUCAGUGCCGAGACCAGAGCCGGAAUGCUUUUGGAGCAAGGCGUGGACCACAUGGCCAGUCAGAUGGGCGCAGACGCUCGCAUCCUCGCCGCCGCGCUCUCCACCGGGCAAAGUCCACCCCCUCAAACCGUCUCAAAAGCGCUUUUCAACGACUUAGAGGAGGAGCCAGAAGAUGAGCUUGUGAAACUGGCAGAGGACGCAGAAGAAAAUGAGAGCAAAGUCGGAGAGAAGACGGAAGAAGAAGACGAUGAGGACGACGAUUUGGGGGGCCGCGUGGCGACUUUGGAAAGAGCAGAUGUCGAAGUGGGAGCGGAUCCUCUCUCUCGAUUAAUGUCCGAAAGCGAGGAAUGCUCUUCGGUGACGAGCCAGGAACUGUCCCGCUCCGUGCCUGUGGUCGUGUGUCGAAAUCUCGCCGAGGAGAUCGAGAUGUACAUGAGCCUGCAGAGCCCGCUGGGUGUCAAAUCUUCCAGCAUGGACUUACAGCCACCGAGAGACACCGCAGACUCUCCGCAAAACAAACAGACUUUAGAGAGGAGGUCCAGUCUCCCGGUUCCACAAGUCAAAACUCCAGUAGGGUCUCCGAGCGACACUCCAAAGAGGAGCCCCAACACGGUGACCAGAUCCAAGACUUUCGCUGUUAAGUCCAAAACCCCGUCGAGUGUUGCGGGAAGUCCGGCAACUCGCUCUGCCUCUCUCACGGCUCUGGUCAAGUCCUCGCAGGGAGGCUCGCUGGGCUCCGUCAUAAACACCUUCUCAGGCAUAAAGAUGGAUACAAUUUUGUCCGGCCCCAAAAUGGAUGUUUUAAAAUCGAGCAUGAAGCAGGCGGCGACCGUUGCGAGCAAAGUGUGGGGAGCUGUAGCAUCUGCAUACUCGUACUCAGACGAUGAGGAUGAACAGGGUCCCUCAGGGGGUUUUCCAGCUCAUCUGGAUGAAAACCUGCUUUUGCCUCAUGAUGUGGACGAGAGCCCUGAGCGAGGGCCCAUCCAUGGACUGGUCUCCAACGGCUUGACCCAGAGCUGCACCAGCCUCGGCAGCAGCAGCGGCAGCAGCGACACGGGCCGCGGGACACAGCAAAUGCAUCCAACUCCGGGUCGAGGUCGCGGACUGGACUCUGAACAGGGCUCCCAUCAUGCAUCCUGCUCCAGCAUUUUCCAGAACAUCGCUCUGGAGGUUCUCAUGUCCAGCUGCUCCCAGUGCCGCAGCUGCGAGGCGCUGGUGUACGACGAGGAGAUCAUGGCCGGAUGGACCUCGGACGACUCUAACCUGAACACCAACUGCCCCUUCUGCCGGACCGCCUUCCUGCCCCUCCUGCACAUAGAGUUUCAUGAUCUGCGCUCGUCCAGUUUUUACAUGAAUCCCAGUGCGUCUGCGGAGAGUGUCCAAAGCUCCAGCACUCAGCCCACAGUGGACAUCAAGCCCCCGGAACUCAUGUCAUUCCCAGAGGACGAAACCGAAGAGAAAAGUGCUGAGCAGCCGGAGACUCAAAAGAGCUUGGUCCCGGAGCCAGUGCAGACGGAUCCUCUCGGUCUUCUGGAAAACAAGACUUUGGUGAACGAGCUCAAGUGCAGUGGGACGUCAUUGACCCGCAGUAACAGUGUGGGGGGCCCGCUACAGAGCCUGGCCCCCCUUCAGCGCCCAGGACACGGGGUCUCCACCACCAGCCUGCCCUCCAGCCUGCAGGAGGUGUCGGAUGGCAUGGGAGCUCAACGGCCCAAUCCAAAGCCAGUGUCGGUUCCAUACUUAAGUCCUUUAGUUCUGCGCAAAGAGCUAGAGACACUGUUGGAGAAUGAGGGAGAUCAGGUUAUCUACACACACAAAUUCCUGAGUCAACACCCAAUCAUCUUCUGGAAUCUGGUUUGGUAUUUCCGACGGCUGGAUUUGCCCACUCACUUGCCGGGCCUCAUUUUAACCUCAGAACACUGCAACAACGGAGUACAGCUGCCCCUGACCUCACUAUCCCAGGACAGCAAGCAGGUGUUUGUGCAGCUGCUUUGGGACAACGUCAAUUUGCACCAAGAACAAGGAGAUCCCCUGUAUCUUCUGUGGAGGACAUUCUUGGAGAAGAAGGGAACUCUGGCUCCAACAGAUCACCAAGAGAUCCGAACGCUCCUCAACACGAUCGUCCGGAACAUCCAGACCAACGACAUGUACGGCCCCAUCAAUCUGCUGCUGCGGGAAAUCAAGAGGCGUCCGGAGGGAGUGAAGCGCCAAAGGAGUAUCUACAGGGAGAUACUAUUUCUGUCACUUGUCGCUUUGGGGAGAGAGAACAUCGAUGUUGAGGCGUUUGACCGGGAGUACCGCACUGCGUAUGACGAGCUCAGCCCUGAGCAGCUGAAGGCCCUGCACCGGAUCGACAGACCGCCCAGCCCCAGCGUCCAGUGGUGUCUCAAAUGCUUUGCUGCUCCCUUCAUCUAA
This is a messenger RNA of Knipowitschia caucasica, 5631 nucleotides long. The record is from the annotation of a GenBank genome assembly. NCBI's taxonomy places the organism in Eukaryota, Metazoa, Chordata, Actinopteri, Gobiiformes, Gobiidae.